Molecule: messenger RNA, 4289 nt
Organism: Monopterus albus (swamp eel)
Lineage: Eukaryota; Metazoa; Chordata; Actinopteri; Synbranchiformes; Synbranchidae
Gene: zranb1b
Product: zinc finger, RAN-binding domain containing 1b
Exons: 10
Coding region: 430-2715 (761 amino acids)
Biological process (GO): protein K29-linked deubiquitination; protein deubiquitination involved in ubiquitin-dependent protein catabolic process; positive regulation of Wnt signaling pathway
Cellular component (GO): nucleus; cytoplasm
Molecular function (GO): K63-linked polyubiquitin modification-dependent protein binding; cysteine-type deubiquitinase activity
Source: RefSeq, a predicted model, not a curated record
AAGCCCUGCCUUGGUCGCUUCCCUUUCCCUGUUCCGCCAUUAAAGCCCCUCAGGUUGGUGUUUGGAAACAGGGAACCAGACGAAAAUGGUUUAAAGCGUCAAAGCAUACGGUCGAGGGACGGGGCUUGGGGGGGAGUUUUUUUUUUCUUUUUUUCUUUUUGCUCCGUGGUAUGUAUGGACCUUCUGCCAACUAAACGGCGCCCAAAGAAGUAAAUAUGCGCCUAGUGUGGGCCAAGUGAGAGAAACCUCAGUUUGGAUUGGAGUGGGUGUCUCUGCUCUGGGGACGGGGGGAAUCUCGGGAAAGAUCCGUUUGUUUAGGUUGCAGUCGGAAACUCGGAAGUGUAAACACAACAAACAAAAGUGUAUUGGAUCUGCCGAGCUGAGAGCCCCUCUGAACGGCAGGAAGCCUUCCUCAGCGGCGGUGCGACGAUGACUGAGCUGGUUGCCAAGUGGGCCUGUGAAUACUGCACAUACAAGAACUGGCCGUCAGCCAUCAAGUGCACCAUGUGCCGCGCUCAGAGGCCCAGCGGGAGUGCCAUCAUUACUGAGGAGCCCUUCAAGAGCAGCCCUGCUCUGGAUGCCAGUCUGCACCAGUGGGACCCAGCAGGCCUCAGCAACAGCCCAUCCCAGGGGGGCUCCAGCUUACUUAUUUGUCCAGACUCCAGUGCCCGACCUCGUGUUCGCAUUUCUGAUGUACCCGAGACUAGUAGCAAGUGGUCAUGUCACAUGUGCACCUAUCUGAACUGGCCUCGGGCUAUCCGUUGCACCCAGUGCCUGUGCCAGAGACAGCAGGCUCAGCAACAACAGCAUGGGCAACAUGCUGCCCAUCAAAGAUAUUUUACCCAGCACCCACACAGCCCCACAGAAUCACCCCAGACCUCAGGCUCUGGAUGCCGCCCUGCUCCCCCACCCUGCACUACAGACCCUUGUGAGGAAUAUAAUGAUCGUAACAGGCUCAACACUCAUGCACAGCACUGGACCUGCACUGCUUGCACUUAUGAGAACUGGGCCAAGGCACUUAAGUGUGUGGUGUGUGACCACCCCAAGCCAAAUAGUCUGCUAGCUGAACCCAUUCAACUAGCAUCAGAGCCUGAGAGCAAGCAACCUUCCUCAAAACUUAAUGAACAUGACAUGGACAACAGGAGGGGUGUCGCUGGGGACGUGGUUGGGCAAGGAGUAGGGAGUGUGGUAGGUGGCCUGGGGGGUUGCAGUAGCAGCCACAGGAGGUCUCCCCCGACCUCGAAACGGGAGUCAGAGGUGAACAUGGAUUUUCAGAGGAUUGAACUGGCGUCAGGAGCUGGGAUCGGGAGCAAAGAGGAGUUGGAGGUGGAUUUCAAAAAACUGAAGCAGAUUAAGAACAGGAUGAGAAGGACUGAUUGGCUGUUCCUCAAUGCCUGUGUUGGUGUAGUGGAGGGUGACCUGGCAGCUGUGGAGGCCUACAAGUCAUCAGGAGGUGACAUUGCACGGCAGCUAACAUCAGAUGAGGUGCGCCUAUUAAAUCGGCCCUCAGCCUUUGAUGACGGCUUCACGCUGGUUCACCUAGCCAUCCGCUUCCAGAGACAGGACAUGCUGGCUGUGUUACUCACAGAGGUGUCCCAGCAGGCAGCGAAAUGUAUUCCAGCGAUGGUGUGUCCUGAGCUAACAGAACACAUCCGCCGUGAGGUAGCAGCCUCUCUUCACCAGCACAAGGGAGACUUCACCUGCUAUUUCCUCACCGACUUAGUGACCUUCACACUGCCUGCAGACAUCGAGGACUUGCCCCAAGCAGUUCAGGAGAAACUGUUUGAUGAGGUGCUGGACCGGGAUGUACAAAAAGAACUUGAAGAGGAGUCUCCCAUCAUCAACUGGUCUCUGGAGCUUGGGACGAGGUUGGACAGCCGAUUGUAUGCACUGUGGAACCGCACGGCUGGGGACUGUCUGCUCGACUCUGUGCUGCAGGCUACAUGGGGCAUCUAUGACAAAGACUCAGUGCUUCGCAAGACCCUCCACGACAGCCUGCAUGACUGCUCUCACUGGUUUUACACACGCUGGAAGGAGUGGGAGUCGUGGUAUUCCCAGAGCUCUGGCCUGCACUUUUCACUUCGAGAGGAGCAGUGGCAGGAAGACUGGGCUUUCAUCCUCUCCUUGGCUAGUCAACCAGGAUCCAGCUUGGAGCAGACCCACAUUUUCGUUCUUGCACACAUUCUUCGUAGGCCUAUUAUCGUCUAUGGAGUGAAGUAUUACAAGAAUUUCCGUGGUGAAAUACUCGGGUACACUCGAUUUCAAGGAGUGUACCUGCCCCUUUUGUGGGAGCAGGGUUUUUGCUGGAAGAGCCCCAUCGCUCUGGGCUACACACGGGGCCACUUCUCAGCACUGGUGGCCAUGGAGAAUGAUGGCUUUGACAAUCGUGGCGCGGGCGCCAACCUCAACACAGACGACGAUGUGACAGUCACAUUCUUGCCGCUGGUCGACAGUGAGAGGAAGCUUCUUCAUAUUCACUUCCUCACAGCGCAGGAAAUGGGUAAUGAGGAGCAACAAGAGAAGCUGCUGCGGGAGUGGUUGGACUGCUGUGUGACAGAGGGCGGGGUUCUGGUGGCUCUUCAGAAAAGCUCCCGACGUCGCAAUCAUCCGCUUGUCACCCAGAUGGUUGAGAAAUGGUUAGACGGCUACCGGCAGAUCCGACCGUGCACCUCUUUAUCUGAUGGGGAAGAGGAGGAAGAGGAUGAAGAUGAGUGACAAAACUGAAAUGGGGGGGCAGGACUCCUCCCUCUCCUCAAUCUUUGUUUUGUUUUUUAUUUUCCUUUCCUGACACGGACAAACUGUGAACACCUUCAGGAGAGGACAGAGAAUUACAAGCCCCUACUCACCCACCACCACCGACAGAAGACACUGCUAUUCUUCUGGGAAACGCAGGCACUUGGACAUAAAACACACUCAACACUCAGACAAACCGGAGACCGACAAACUCCGUUGUUGCAAAACACAGACCUGGGGAGAAAAAAAAAAAGGUUUACAAAUGCAAAUGACCUUCUGGUUUGAGUUUCAAAUGUAAAGGAAAAUUGUUAUCCAUAGAUGUACAUGCAUGUGGUUGUUUUAAAAAAAAAGGUAUAAGGAAAUAUACCAGCAUUGAUUCAAUCACUUUAUAUCCGUUCAGUAUGGGCACUGACAAAAGCACACUUCAGAACUGAUCUUGAUGUUUUUUUCCAGUUGUAACAGAGUUGGUUUGUUUAGCAUUCUGUUUUUGAAUGGGCUGUGACAAAAGCCAAUAAAUAUAUUAUCUUUAGAAACCAGAGAUUGUGUAAUAAUAAAUUACUUUAAUCCUUAUUACUAAGCACUGAGCAUUUAAAAUAUUUCUAUAUAAAUACAGUAUCACUGCUUGAAUUAAGGUCAUAUAUGAAGCUCUUAAAGGGAGAUUUUCCCUUUACAACUCAUUAAGGUUUUAGCGCACACACUUUCAUGUUGGAUCUUUGGUUUACUUUAUUUCAGACAGAGUGAACAAGAACUAUGUGACUUUUCUUUUUCUGAACUUGGUCUACAUAUUUAUUGUUUGAAACUUAUUUGAGCUUAAGAUUAAGAUCUUUCUGUAUAUUUUUUCUCCUUUUGUGGUUUUGUUAAUUAUUCUCUCAAUCUUGAUGAAGACAUGUUGCACAGAAACACUGUUGCUAUGAGGAAAGAACCAACCGUGACCAUAAGUGAAAAGUUUACUUAUAUUGUUGUGUGCGAUUUAGUACCUCAUCUGGAUGACUAAAAUCUGGUGCUUUUGUGGCGGCGGAACGAGGGCAGCCAGGUGUGCCACUGAGACACUUUCAGUGUUGACAUAAACCCUGAGUCACACUUGUGUCAUUGUCUCCUGCUUUCUCUUUGUCUCUCUGUUCCUUUAUAGCAUCUGUUGUCAAGUCACCUUUGUGGUACACAUCAGUUCAUCUCCUCUGUAACGCCUGUUUGUUGUCAUUGUGUGAAACCUUUACAUUUUUGACUGUCUUUGUGAGAGACUACAACAUAUAAAACCAAAGCUGACCGGGGGGGGAUUAUUUUUUUUGUUGUGAAUGUUUGCAUUUUGUUUUAUCUUUCCAUUGCAUACUGUAACCUGUUUCAUUCAAGUCAUACAAGUUUUGAGCAUCACUUGUAUGUUGCUUUGUAUUUAUGCAAUAGUUACAGUUGUGACUAUGAUGGUUUGUGAAUUUAGACCUGACUUCACUAUACAGAGUGUAACGCAAAAAGCAAGCUAAAUAAGGAAAAUAAAUAAAUAAACAGAGGAAACCCUUUUUGAAUGUCCAACUAAACUGUUUCCUGCCUGAUAUUCUUGGUUA